This is a messenger RNA of Stegastes partitus (bicolor damselfish), 1677 nucleotides long. It is a transcript of the gene tmem200cb, whose product is annotated as transmembrane protein 200C, genome duplicate b. NCBI's taxonomy places the organism in Eukaryota, Metazoa, Chordata, Actinopteri, Pomacentridae. The record is from RefSeq and is a predicted model, not a curated record. The coding region runs from base 100 to 1677 and encodes 525 amino acids. The transcript has 2 exons.
ACGACAGGCUCAGCUGAACGAGGAGCGCGCCUUUGAAGAUGUUUUAUUGUCAAGCCACAAUUUCUGAUUGAGUGACAAGCCGGCUGUUUAAUCGCCACCAUGAUAGCCACAGGUGGCCUGCUGCGCAUGAACAGGCGCCAGGAUUCACUCCGAUCUAAAAAUCGAGCAGAAAACAAACGGAAGCGGAAAUCCAAGAAAAAAAAGAAGAAUGAUGUAGUUGUGGUGAAGGGAAAGCUAAAUUUCUGCUCAGCAGCUGGUUUGGUGGCCGCCGUUGGAGUCGUAGUUCUCAUGGUUGGGGUUUCCAUGGCUGUACUGGGCUACUGGCCCAGCCAGAAUCAGCAGGAGUACCAGGAGCGCCGCAGAACUGGAGCAUACCACGCCAACAGGAUGAGCUACUCCAAAAGUUCUCCUGUUUCCUCUAACUUGACCCAUGAUAAGCCUCCCUCUGGCCAGACAAAUUUUGUCAACCAGAGCCAUUCUAACAGUAGUGUCCAGAACCCUUCCCCUCGCUGUGGCUUACUUUGUGACUUCCUGGAUAACUAUCUAUACUCAGACAAUCUGAAAGUCUUUGGACCACUGGUGAUGGGAAUCGGCAUUUUCCUCUUCAUCUGUGCCAAUGCAGUCCUCCAUGAAAACCGAGACAAGAAAACUAAAAUCAUUAACCUGAGAGACAUCUACUCCACAGUGAUAGAUCUGCACAGCAUACGGUCUAAAGAGUACACCCCUCUAAACGGCAUGGUGAACUAUACACAGUCGAGGAGUGCAGAGGGCCCGUCGGGUUCAUUCCCUGCGAGUGGGAUGCUUACUCGCAGUUCCUGGCCCUCCACUGGACUUGGUUUCCAGGUUGAAUUAGAGGGCGAUGAGGUGUUCAGACGUUCCUCAUUGGCCAGUAGGCCACGUAGCUGGUCCAGAGAUGUCCAGACCUUCACUGACACUGUCUACAGCAUCUACAAAGACUACAGCAAUAGCAGUGAGCAUGCUCCACAGCCUCGACAGUGGGAGACCACCUCCAUCGUCACAUCCUCUGUAAACGCUUUCACCCUCCCUGUGAUCAAACUGAACAACUGUGAGGUGGAGGAGUCUGAAAGAGCACAGGCACAGGGGCGCUCAGAGGAAGAGGUUGUUAUUGAGGCUGCUGCUGAACACAUUAGUGAGGAAGGACAGACCAGCAGGAGCCAGACUGACGACAUGGACUGCAAGCAGGAGGAGGCCUUGAUGAUUGAUUCCUCCCCGCCCCAUCAGAGCCAUGAGGAGAUAUCCACAGAUACAGCUAACCAACAGGGGGCACUGCAGGCUCAGCCUCAACAGCAGUGGACCCAGCUAUUUCCUCCAUUGCCUGUUGCCACGGUGAUGGGGUCACAGCUGUCGCUCAACUCCCUCACGGAUCAGCCCAGGUCUGCACGCCGCUGCAGCCUGUCUCUGUCUGCGUGUCGUCAAGGUGACAGAGCCAGGCGCUUCAGCUGCCCCCGUCUAGAGCGCUCCAACAGCAAGGGCUACAUCAAACUGACUGACCUGGGGGGCGAGUCCUUCGAAGCCCCCGACACAGACCCUUCUUUAUUGGCCACCGAACAGGGAGUAGCAACGGACACAGCAGCAACUGCAGCAACAGCAGCAGUGGAGGGAGACGCUCAGGGAGAAGAUGAUCUGGUGACACCCAGCACCUCUGCAGAAUCCUAG